This is a messenger RNA of Lachancea mirantina, 1221 nucleotides long. NCBI's taxonomy places the organism in Eukaryota, Fungi, Ascomycota, Saccharomycetes, Saccharomycetales, Saccharomycetaceae. The record is from the annotation of a GenBank genome assembly.
AUGACAGAAGCGAAGCUGUCUCGUCUUCAUAAAAAGUUCCCAUCUUGUGAUACAGAGUGCUUGCUAGAUAUCCUGGUGAGUUGUGAUGGCUCUUGUGAAAAGGUGGAAGCAAUGCUAGGUUGCGACCCCAGCUUAACAGAGGCGUUUUCAAAUAGGAGCGUUAAGAGGGCGAAAACUCAGCAAACGCUUGGCCCGCUUCUGGGCUCAAAUUUACAGACUAGACGCGCUCUGCGCGAACAAAAGACACUAAGCCCUAUAUCGCUAUUCACAAAGGAAGAGAUCGAACAGGUCAUUCCGUAUUGUACUUAUCACACUCAAGUAUUACCCUCGCAUUUGGCCGAAUCGAUACUCCGACAUGUCAUGAACGACAAAGGCGCAAAACCGAACGAGUUCUACUUGUUUGGCAAUAAAUGUACCUCAACUCAUCGGACGCGAAUAUACUUUUCAACACCACCUUCUGAUGUGUAUCAUUACUCUGGCAAAACGGUUACGGAUACGGCCGCUUGUACUGACGAGAUGGUCAUGGCACAGAUUCUGAUCGAGGAUCUGGUAAAUAAUGCUCUCAAAGAUCGACAAGUUCUUCGAUAUCAAGUGAAGCCAGGUUCAUGGAAUGUGCAAACAAUUUUAGCCAAUGUUUAUGAAAAAGAAAGUGAUUUGGAUUGGCAUUCAGACAGACUCACGAGACUUGGUCCCCAUGCUAUCAUCGCAUCGCUUUCAUUAGGGUUUUCUAGAGAGUUCAGGGUUCGACGAGUUUCCCCUCCAAACUCACAGGUAUACUCAAUAAAACCUGCGCACAAUUCCCUUAUUAUAAUGCACGCUGGCUUUCAGGAAGAAUUUAAGCAUUGUGUUCCUCAUCUUUCAAAAAAGCAAGCUAUCGCAGCCGAGGACCUUCAUCCAAUCUCGGGUGCAGUUAGGGUAAAUUUGACGCUGAGAGAUCAAGUUUUACAAUUCUCUCCGAAAUGCAAAAGAUGUGGGUAUCCGAUGGACCUUAGGAGAACGUUCAAACGCGCUGAGAACAGAGGAAAAUAUAUAUGGCAGUGUAGUAGAAGCUACACCGAGGAAAGCAAAUUAGGCCACGAAUGUAACGGAAUGAGCUUUGCUAAUUUUGACAAUAAAACGCUCCAAACCGAUAAAGAGUCAGAGUGCGCACAUUGGCUUGCAUCUGACGAUGAGGAGGCGAGAUUCGAGCAGAACAGAGGAGUCAGAAACCCCCCAAAUUAG